This is a messenger RNA of Vollenhovia emeryi, 1849 nucleotides long. It is a transcript of the gene Chd64, whose product is annotated as myophilin. NCBI's taxonomy places the organism in Eukaryota, Metazoa, Arthropoda, Insecta, Hymenoptera, Formicidae. Gene Ontology annotation, molecular function: protein binding. The transcript has 4 exons. The coding region runs from base 149 to 715 and encodes 188 amino acids. The record is from RefSeq and is a predicted model, not a curated record.
CGUCGCCGUCGUCCCGUCGGCCGGCUCCCGCCAGUCGAGUCGCGUCCGCCGUACCGUGAACGUGGUCCCCUCGUGGUUCGGCUGAUCGACCCCCGCGCAUUUUCACCGCCCUGCGAGAGCGCGACCCUUCCGCCGAGUGAAAAAAAAAAUGGCCUGCAACAGAGCUGCCAAGUCCGGAUUCGCCGCGGAGGCGCAGAGGAAGAUCAAUAGCAAGUAUAGCGAGGAACUCGCGCAGGAAUGUCUGGAAUGGAUCAAGACGAUCACCGGCGAAAACAUAAACACCAACGGGGAUAUGGACAACUUCUACGAGAUCCUGAAAGACGGAAUUCUGCUGUGCAGACUGGUGAACGACAUCAAGGAGGGCUCGGUGAAGAAAAUUAACAAGACGUCGCUCGCCUUCAAGUGCAUGGAGAACAUAAACGCCUUCCUGGAGGCUGCGAAGUCAUUAGGUGUACCGCCGCAAGAGACUUUCCAAACCGUAGACCUCUGGGAAAGACAGAAUCUAAAUUCCGUUGUUAUUUGCUUACAAUCUCUUGGAAGGAAGGCGGGUAAUUACGGCAAACCGAGCAUCGGGCCUAAAGAAGCGGAUAAGAAUGUACGUAACUUCACGGAGGAACAACUGAGGGCCGGACAAGGUGUAAUAAGUCUACAAUACGGCAGUAAUAAAGGUGCUAAUCAGAGCGGCAUCAGUUUUGGCAACACUAGACACAUGUAAACAUCUGCUUACGUAUUCGCGCCGAGAGGCGAAGCCCCUCUGUUCUCACCUCUCUUCUGACUUUAUUCCUGCAACAAGUACUCCUUUAGACGUAGCAUAAUAGAUGUUAACGAGGUCCAAAAUAAAGUGUACUGAGCGAUAUGUAUAUCUUCAUCGCAACGGAAAACAAGAAGAUAUAAGAGUCUUCAAGUUAAAAGAGUGGUACAAGAUAUAACUUAAGAAAGAAAAAGACGGCUUAAUCCUUGGGCAACGACGUACAAUGGAGAUUUCUCAUACAGUUCACGCAGAAUUUCCUCUUUUUUAUUGUAAUCCUAAUAUCGCCGGGCACCUCUCCCUCUUUUAGACAAUUUUUUACAAAACGCUAUGUUCUGAUAUUACAAAUAUAUUCUAUCUAAUUGUAAGAUAUAUUAAAGUAAUUUUUUGCUAUUUAAGUUUUUGCAAAUUUUUAUCAGUCCACGCAUCCAAGGAUUAAGCCGUACCUAUAUUUCGCUUUGAUAUAAACUAUUUAAUUGGAUUGUUCGUUAUCACUUUGUUCAAACCACGUAAUAAAUUCAGAAUUGACAUUGUAUGUUGUACGCAAGUAUAUCGAAGCGAGCACUCUGUAAAAUGUACGUUAUAUUUUAUAUUCUGUUUCCUGAUCAUCUGAUACUUCGAGGUGAAUCAUUUUACGUACGUAUACUAUACAUACAGUACUAGUAUGUAUUUAUUAGCUAUUGUAUUUCACGACACAUACAAUCGACUGUGUAGCUCUCAGGAUAGAAAAUACACAAACAUUCUUACACAAUACAAAGGAACAAAGAAUAUUGUGCGUUAGCACUAGCUCGGGCAGCCUCUAUAAUUGUUGAAUGUUUCAAAGUAUAUAUUGUACAACGAAGAGAAUUCUACUGGCUAGCUGCGCUACUGCAAUUAAACAUUUCAAGUUACGAUCUAAUCAAAUGAUUCUACAAAUUUGUGUUGCACGAGAGAUAAUAAUUAUAUAUAAUUAUAUAUAAUUAUAUAUUAAGUAUUUUGUACAAAUAUAUAUUGAUGGUUAGAAAAAUAAUUUUUCAUAAUAUGCUGAUGAUAUGAGUUAAUAAACGAUACAUCAAUAAGUGAUUUUAUAUUAAAUAUUACUUAUGAUGAAGUACAAUUGUA